GUCGUGCAUCACCCGCAGCUCCAAUUUCCUAAUCCUCCUGACGGAACGCUGCGCGAGCUGCCGCCGCGACUCACCACCCUUCGCUCUCGUCAACCGCCUCAUCAUGUCCGAGGUGCAAUCGUAUUCGUCAUGCCUUUGCCAGAUCUGACCCUUCGACGGAUCAAUACGUUGGUCAGAUCCCAUCAUCCGAACUUCAUCUGCCACCAAAUCAUUCCACUACUACCCCCGAAGACCGCGAUGGCGGACGAUGGGAAGAACAGAGUCCCCUCGGAUUCAGCAACGAGUCAACAGAUAGUGGAGCCGGAGAAGAAGCCCGAAGGUUCGAAGGAAUCAAUUCCUGCACCGCCGGAAAAGCCACUUCCGGGCGAUUGUUGCGGCAGCGGAUGCGUCAGAUGCGUUUGGGAUGUAUAUUAUGAAGAGCUGGAAGAGUACAACAACAAUAAGACCAGCCCUGAUUCUUCUUCAAUUAAAGGCUCCUAAGCCUUGCUCAAGUAUUUGAUUUUUAGACAACCUCAUUUAUUAUUACUACGUAUUAUUUAUGUAUAGAAAUUAUUUGUGAUCCCUAUAUUUUCUCCUAAAAUAAUUACUUGCGCUCAAGUUGGCCGUGUUAUAGGUAACAAUGUGAGAUUGAUUUUAGAAAAGUAAUGUUUUGGGAGUUUUCUGGAGUAGUAUAUUAAGGAAUUCUAAUUCAAGGUAUAUGAGCAUGCAUAGUCCAGC
Molecule: messenger RNA, 717 nt
Organism: Cuscuta epithymum
Lineage: Eukaryota; Viridiplantae; Streptophyta; Magnoliopsida; Solanales; Convolvulaceae
Source: the annotation of a GenBank genome assembly